GGUAACUGGAUUGUCGAUGAUCAUAAUUAUCAAUAGUCCUUCAAAUGUGUUGUUGUAAACGAAAACCUGUAGUUUAAUUAGAUAUUAACUUAAAUGGUACACGUUUAAAGUGACUCGUAUUUAUUUCAGCCGUCAUCAUGCCUACCACAAACGAAGCAGGUGAACGAAUGAAAAAGUUCAAGAACAAAGGCAAAGACCCAGUGGAGCUGAGACGACAGAGGAUAGAGGUGAACAUUGAACUGCGCAAGACCCAGAGGGAAGAGCAGAUUCUCAAGAGGAGGAAUGUAGGCUCUCUCCCUGAUGAUGAACCGCUCUCUCCAGAUCAGCAGAAACAGGCCAACGAAAAGGUUUCUGCUGCCACCAUUGAGGAAAUCGUUGCCUGUGUGAGCAGCAGCAGCAUAGAGCAGCAGACCAGAGGAACCCAGGCAGCAAGAAAGCUGCUGUCCCGUGAGAGGAACCCGCCCCUGAAGGAGAUCAUUGAGGCAGGGCUGAUCCUCAAGUUUGUAGAGUUCCUGGGCAGGGAUGACGAGCACAUCCUGCAGUUUGAGGCAGCCUGGGCUCUCACCAACAUCGCUUCCGGGACGUCCUGGCACACACAGAAGGUGGUGGAGGGGGGGGCUGUCCCAGCGUUCAUCGCACUGCUAUCCUCUCCCCACAUGCACAUCAGCGAGCAAGCUGUGUGGGCCUUGGGGAACAUUGCAGGUGAUGGUCCAGUAUAUAGAGAUGGCCUUAUUGACUGCAAUAUUGUUCCUGCACUGUUGACGCUGGUCACUCCAGAUACACCUGUUGGCUUCCUCCGAAACAUCACCUGGACCAUGUCCAACCUGUGCCGCAAUAAGAACCCUUACCCUCCCCUGACUGCAGUGCAGCAGAUCCUGCCAACGCUCAUCCAGCUGCUGCACCACGAGGACAAGGACAUCCUGUCUGACACGUGCUGGGCUGUCUCCUACCUGACCGAUGGCUCCAAUGACCGCAUUGAUGUCGUGUUGAAAACGGGCAUUGUUAACCGACUCGUCCAGCUCAUGGCAUACCCAGAGCUGGCUGUUCUGACCCCAGCUCUUCGGGCCAUUGGGAAUAUUGUGACUGGAACAGACAACCAGACGCAGAUGGCCAUUGAUGCUGGCGUGCUGUCAGUCCUGCCUUCGCUUCUGCGCCACCCCAAGUCCAGUGUGCAGAAGGAGGCUGCCUGGACCGUGUCCAACAUUGCAGCUGGACCGUCCCCACAGAUCCAGCAGCUCAUUACCUGUGGCCUCCUCCCUCCAUUAGUAGACCUGCUGAAAAAUGGAGACUUCAAGUCUCAGAGGGAGGCUGUUUGGGCUGUGACCAACUACACCAGUGGUGGGACUGUGGACCAGGUGGUGCAGCUAGUCCAGUGUGGGGGGCUGGAGCCCCUGCUAGCCCUUCUUGCGGUCAAGGACAGCAAGACCAUCCUGGUAGUCAUGGAUGCUAUCACCAACAUCUUUAUGGCAGCAGAUAAGCUGGGUGAGAUUGAGAAGCUGUGCCUGCUGGUAGAAGAGCUGGGGGGACUGGACAAGAUUGAGGCCCUGCAGAGCCAUGACAAUGAGUCUGUGUACCGAGCAGCACAGGCUCUCAUAGAGAAGUAUUUUGAAGAGGAGACUGAUACAGAAGCCCUGAAGAUGGGGGCUACAGCGACAGAUUAUGUUUUCCAGGCCCCAGAAGUGCAGCAAAAAUUCACUUUCUGACGGAGAUGCUGUGAAUUGCAUUGCUUUCCUCUCGUCUAUCGGCAGUUCAUAUCUUCUGAAGUCGUGUGUUUUUUGUGUAUUGGUAACAAUGCUCUAUUAAAUUGCAUAUUUAAAAAUCUAAUAUGUAUAUAGGACCUCUUGUGAAAUAUUUGUGGAUG
Polyodon spathula (Mississippi paddlefish) is the source of this 1861-nucleotide messenger RNA. RefSeq names its product importin subunit alpha-5-like. The transcript is spliced from 10 exons. The record is from RefSeq and is a predicted model, not a curated record. Gene Ontology annotation, cellular component: cytoplasm; nucleus. Gene Ontology annotation, molecular function: nuclear import signal receptor activity; protein binding. Gene Ontology annotation, biological process: NLS-bearing protein import into nucleus. The coding region runs from base 138 to 1703 and encodes 521 amino acids. NCBI's taxonomy places the organism in Eukaryota, Metazoa, Chordata, Actinopteri, Acipenseriformes, Polyodontidae.